AUGAGUCGGAGAAGUUCAGAGGAAACGUCGGGAAAAAACUAUGACGUUUAUCAAAAUGCUGAAAAAGUGAAGCGUAAAAAUUAUCAAAAAAAGAUAAAUAAACAGAAUGAUGAACGAUCACAUUUAGUGCGUUUACCUGGUCGCAGCAAUCAUUCCAGAGGACAACAUUUCAUUAAAGUAAAGCAUCGAACAGCAAAUUCUUAUCCAGAUCAACGACAAUCCACAUUGGCCUUUGAACGAUCUGUUUCUGAAGCAACAAGUUUUUCCACUGUUACUGGACGUGAUGAAACGGAAACAGUAGAUAGUCCAUCAACAAGCAGUAGUGGUUCAAAGAGGAAAAUCAAAACGAUAAAAGCACGAAGACAUCAAACGGAGUCAAAAAAUCAUUUAAUUCAAAACAAAACAGUUAGCAAAAGUGGGGAGGACAUUAGUAUGCCAACAUCAUAUAUUAUAAAUCGAACACAAACAAGCACAUCACGCCAAAUAACCAAAGGUGAGAGACCAUCGGUCAAUGUGCAUCUAACUCAAGAAGAUUCUCAAGCAUCUCAAAUAAGUAAUACGGAAGGAGAAGUACGAUUCUAUGAAACACACAUGCAAAAACGUGUGAAAGAAUUUGUCAACUAUUGUAAUCGAACCUCCAUGGAAACACUUAUUGCACAGUACGAACGUAUCCAAUCGAUAAAACCAUCCAAAGCUAAAGCAUUUAUUGGAAUGCUUCCCGUAAAUCAUCACAAAAAUCGUUACAGUGAUGUAUAUUGCUUGGAUAGUUCCAGAGUUAUUUUAUAUCGAGGGGCUGGAGAUUAUAUACAUGCUAAUUAUGUUCGCCAUAAAGUCCUUCAAAAUGACUUUAUUCUUACGCAAGGUCCGCUACCGAAUACAGUAAACGAUUUCUGGGAAAUGGUUUGGCAAGAACGAUCCGGACUUAUAUUUAUGCUUUGUAAAUAUAUUGAAGAGCACAAGGUGAAGUGUGCUGAAUAUUUGCCAACAUUUCAAACUCCCAUAAUUAUGCAUGCCGGAAUACGGAUUGAAUUACGGGAACGUAACAGAUCAAAAGAUGGCAAUAUUAUUAUAACACAGUUAUUGCUUAGUCGAGGAAAUGUAAAUCUUACCGUGAUGCAUUAUCAAUGGAUAUCAUGGGCUGAUAAGCAGGUACCAGUAAAUGAUUAUAACACACCGUUUUAUUUGUUGAAAAAAUCGCGCAUUUCACCAACGUGCACCGUGGUACAUUGUAGUGCUGGUAUUGGUCGUAGUGGUACUUUGGUUGCAAUUGAACUUUGCUUAAUGCAACUAGUAGCUGGCAAUGAAUUAGUGGUAUCAGACAUGGUUACUUAUAUACGUCAAAAACGAGCUCAAUCGGUGCAAACAAAGGAACAGUAUUUGUAUAUUUUCAGAGCAAUACUCGAAUUUGCCGUCAGCAGUCACAUUACUUGUGCAAGAAAAAUAAAUCCAUUUGCUGAGAGAUAUCGACAAAUGUGUCAUUUCGAUGAAACAUAA
Messenger RNA from Brugia malayi, 1494 nucleotides. RefSeq names its product Protein-tyrosine phosphatase containing protein. Gene Ontology annotation, biological process: protein dephosphorylation. Gene Ontology annotation, molecular function: protein tyrosine phosphatase activity. The transcript has 15 exons. NCBI's taxonomy places the organism in Eukaryota, Metazoa, Nematoda, Chromadorea, Rhabditida, Onchocercidae. The coding region runs from base 1 to 1494 and encodes 497 amino acids. The record is from RefSeq and is a predicted model, not a curated record.